AUGAUUGGUGGCCGCCUCUUCAGGCGAAAGGGUGAACAAACGAUUACAAGUUCUCAGGAAAAGCUAGGUGUAUCAGAAAAUGAAAAAAUAUCAGACCAAAGAAGAGAUACAUGGUGGAAAGAAGCAUUAAGGCCAACCCCAAUCCCAGGGUUUUACCCCAUUCGAAAUUUUCUUGAAGAUGCUCAGUUGAACCCAGUGAAACCAACCUAUAAUUUUAAGAGUGAGGGGAGAAAGAGAGCAUCCAUCUAUGAGCAAUUGCCUGAUUUGACCUUGCCACAUAAUUUCAUGUACAACCCUCCUUCAUUUGUGGAACUGGCAGAGAAAAGACCUGCUACUUAUUCCUUUAAGAGUACUUCAAGGCAAAGCAACUAUUCAGUCUACAGAGAUAAGCAUAUAAACACUGAUCCUGGACGGUAUGAUCUUUUCCCUUCUCCAGUUCCCACUUUUCCAUCUAAGAGUUAUAUGUUUCGAUCUGCAGUUCAAAGACUUCCCAUUUUCUCCCCGAGACUAUUGUGUGGAGCUCCCCAUGGUAUGAGGGAGGGCACCAAUGGACAUGGCUCAGUUCUUUCCUCUCCAACCAUCUUCAUGAAGUACAGACACCUGAAACUUCUCCCUCAAUCUGGGAUCGACAUGCAUUACUCUAAGAAGAUUCUCAAAAAAGAAGGUCCAGGCCCAGGUGAGUAUGAAUUAAGGGAUGCCCAACCAAUUCCAAUACGAUCGUCCUUCAUAUCAGAAGUACCACGGCUGUUGCCAGCCCACACUAAAGUCCCUGGUCCAGGAUAUUAUUGGCCUACCAAGCAGUCACCAAGACAGCCUAGAACUAUUGCCAGUCUUGGACGGGAACAUACCAUUUUCUUUAGUAACGUACCUGAACUUUAGACUACCAAGCAUAUUACGUUCUGGCGCAUUAAUUCAUCCUCUGCAUCUUCAUUAAGACAACCUUGCCAAUUUUAUUCCUCUUGGUUUUAAAUGGAUUGUCAUGUUGUUACCCUUUGCAAAUGCUAUUUUAUUCAUGCUGCUUCCUAGCAUCCUAGAUUGUUUCUGGUUUUAAAUAAUGGCAUAUCCAAUAACUGUGGCUAGAUCAUGGCAUACCCAUGACUGAUUAUUUUAUAAUUUGUCUGAACUUA
Molecule: messenger RNA, 1127 nt
Organism: Candoia aspera
Lineage: Eukaryota; Metazoa; Chordata; Lepidosauria; Squamata; Candoiidae
Gene: STPG4
Product: sperm-tail PG-rich repeat containing 4
Exons: 8
Coding region: 1-879 (292 amino acids)
Biological process (GO): epigenetic programing of male pronucleus
Cellular component (GO): female pronucleus; male pronucleus; germinal vesicle
Molecular function (GO): histone binding; chromatin binding
Source: RefSeq, a predicted model, not a curated record